AUGCACAUUCUUCAUAGACAUCCCUUCCGGAGAAUCCCCUUCAUUUUCUUCAAUCAAGUGAAACGAUUUUCUAGUAGAACGGCAGUCGAUGUGGGCCAGCCAACUGCUAGCACUCAUCCUCAGUUAUUGAGUGAAGGCGAAAUUACUCCUGGCAUUAGUGUUGAUGAGUAUAUAUGGAGACGAAAGAAUCUAUUGAGACUUUUACCGGAGAAUGCUUUGGCAAUCAUUGCAUCGGCCCCGGUGAAGAUGAUGACCGAUGUCGUGCCGUACAAUUUUCGGCAAGAUGCUGAUUAUCUCUAUAUCACCGGGUGUCAACAGCCGGGUGGUAUUGCAGUUUUGGGUCACAAUUGUGGUUUGUGCAUGUUCAUGCCUGAAGCUAGUCCUGAUGAUGUUAUUUGGCAAGGUGAGAUUGCUGGAGUUGAUGCAGCUCUGGGCACAUUCAAAGCUGAUGAAGCAUACCCAAUAAGUGCAUUGAAUAAGAUCCUUUCAAGGAUGAUUGACAGCUCAUCUCAAUUGUUCGUGAACACAGUCACAGAUAACACUACUUAUAUGAAACUGGAGGCUUUCCAGAAAGCAGCUCACAAUGGCAUCGUGGAAGAUUUUUCAGUAUAUAGUCAUGAAGCACGAUGGAUAAAAUCAGAAGCUGAGAUUAAAUUGAUGAGGAAUUCUACAUCUAUAGCUUCUCAGGCUCUUCUGGAGACAAUGUUGCAUUCGAAAUCGUUUCCUGAUGAGAGUUUGAUGUCUGCAAAGUUUGAUUAUGAAUGCAAAAUGAGAGGUGCCCAAAGAAUGGCCUUCAAUCCAGUGGUUGGUGGAGGUCAUAAUGGCAGUGUCAUUCAUUAUGCCCGUAAUGAUCAGAGAAUCCGGGAAGGAGAUCUGGUUCUCAUGGAUGUAGGAUGUGAGCUCCAUGGUUAUGUUAGUGAUCUAACUCGGACAUGGCCACCUUGUGGUAGAUUCUCCCCAGUUCAGGAAGAACUAUAUUCCCUUAUAUUGGAGACAAAUGAAGAAUGUUUGGGGCUAUGCAAACCUGGGAUUAGCAUUCGCGAAAUACACAGUUACUCGGUCAAAAAGCUGCGGAAAGGAUUCAAAGAGCUUGGAGUUUUGAAAAGCGACAAACCUCAAAGCUACCAUAUGCUGAACCCCACCAAUAUAGGUCACUAUCUCGGAAUGGAUGUCCAUGAUUGUUGCAAAAUUGGCUAUGACCGGCCAUUGAAGCCUGGUGUCGUGAUCACAAUUGAACCUGGAGUCUAUAUCUCUCCAAGUUAUGACGUUCCUGAGAGGUAUCAUGGCAUUGGGAUAAGGAUAGAGGAUGAUGUACUCAUAACAGAGACAGGAUACGAGGUACUAACUGGUUCGGUUCCAAAAGAGGUCAAGCACUUGGAAUCCUUGCUUGACAAUAUGAGUAAUGUGCCGGAAAAGGAGCUUCAUAAUGGCGUUAGAACAGCCAUUAGCUAA
This is a messenger RNA of Striga hermonthica, 1452 nucleotides long. The record is from the annotation of a GenBank genome assembly. Lineage: Eukaryota; Viridiplantae; Streptophyta; Magnoliopsida; Lamiales; Orobanchaceae.